This is a messenger RNA of Paramacrobiotus metropolitanus, 1437 nucleotides long. RefSeq lists its product as uncharacterized. The record is from RefSeq and is a predicted model, not a curated record. The coding region runs from base 323 to 1063 and encodes 246 amino acids. NCBI's taxonomy places the organism in Eukaryota, Metazoa, Tardigrada, Eutardigrada, Parachela, Macrobiotidae. The transcript has 3 exons.
UAGCACAAGGUUUCAUGCAUAUGUUUCUUUACCACGGAAGAGUACUCGCAGUGGACUGUAAAUUCUUGUGAUGCUCGUCUUUGCAUCACAAGCUAAUACAGCUGUAAUACCAGUUCUGCCAUUAUAAACUUUUCAAAACCAAGGGUUUUCAAAGAACUAGCUUCUGGGAAUUUUCUGUGGGAAUCAUAAAGUUAGUUACACUAUAUUGCACUAUUCCUCCCUUACAGAUUCUGGAAGGAGCUGUCAGUUUCUUCUUCUUAUUACUAACGGGACAAUACGUCCGAUUUGACCGGUAAACGUAGAAGAAAUCACUUAAACCAGAAUGCAUCCCUACAAGGAACUCGGCUAUCGCGCGUACUUAUCAGAAAGCCUUUCUCCACGGGAUAUCGCGCUACUUCGCUUGUUCGCCAUUCUGGAAUUGCUACUGGGAUUCACAAUAACGACACUCGAAUCCAUUGCAUACAUGCUCGAGGGAAAUGUCGAGCAUCCGUUCGUAUCCGGGAUGGGGGUGGUCAGUGGCAUUUCCGUCGUCUUCGCCGGUUUGUGUGCCCUGUUGAACUCGCGACGCUGGACUUCGGAUGGGCGAACUCGUUGCAUAGCCAUCAGCCACAUCGCUGUCGGCAUCAUGGCCGCUGUGAACACGCUGUUAAUCUUUAUCAUCCGCUGUAUGAAUCUUCCACUGGUGCCCCUAACGGGAUAUUUCGAUAAUUCCAUGGGGCAGGUACCGCCUGAACAAGACAACCAAUUGCUUAAAGCCCUCCCAUGGUGGGACGAGGAGAACCUCAAAUACGUUUCCCUGGUGUUGUACAUUGUUAGUUUUAUGACCUUGGGAGCGUCCAUUGGCGUGGGAGUGGCGGUGUACCGAACCGUCGCCAGUUGGUUAGCGGAUGCCGGCAAUUCUGAUGGUCACUCGGUGCUGGUCAGUGAAAUGUCCGUGAGCCGCUCGGUUAUCGCUGGCAACGCGGAUGGGGAUAAGGAACGAAAAGCAGCGACAGUCACCAACAUAGAGGCCACGGUCAACGGUCUUUACCGGCGUCUGCAGGAGGAAGACGAGGAGUACUAACGAUAGCAAUCGUACCAUUUUUAUUUGAAGUUUUAAUUAACUGGUAGUGAUAAACCGCCAGAGAUUAUUCGAUGUUCUUCCAAAUUUCCAAAAGGUUUUUAAAUAGUGUUAAUGCAUGUAAGCUGUAGUAGAAUUACUAUUAUUUUAUUGAAUUCACUCUCACCACAUGUACGACAACUUGAUUGUAUUGUAUAAUUAUCUUAUUGCAGUUAAAGGGUCCCGGUAAACAUAUCCGUACAAUAUGUAUUGUACCGAUGCAAGCUACUACCCGUUGUUCAUAAUAUGUUCCGGUCAGUUUACGGUAGUCACCUUCUAAGUGUGGUGCUCAAACUAUUCAAUGUCAAUUUCAGUUAUUCAGUUGCAUGCCAUGCUAC